This is a messenger RNA of Grus americana (Whooping crane), 3034 nucleotides long. RefSeq names its product STE20 related adaptor beta (gene STRADB). The coding region runs from base 244 to 1518 and encodes 424 amino acids. Gene Ontology annotation, molecular function: protein serine/threonine kinase activator activity; ATP binding; protein kinase activity. The transcript has 13 exons. Gene Ontology annotation, biological process: protein phosphorylation. The record is from RefSeq and is a predicted model, not a curated record. NCBI's taxonomy places the organism in Eukaryota, Metazoa, Chordata, Aves, Gruiformes, Gruidae.
UGCGGGCGGGCAGCCCCCGCCACCCCCUGCGGCUCCGCAGGGGCUGGGAGCGGGGUGGGGUUUCGAGCUGGCGGCUCGGCUUGGCCGUCGCGCCGGCCCCUGACCCUGACCCCAGGCGGCAGCGGCGGGUAGGAGAAGGAUGCUGUAGCUAUUACAGUGCUGGCCAGCACCUUGAAGCACCUGCAUUUUUUUUUCCUACUCUGCCACAGACUUCCUUAGUGAAGUUGGGAUAAAUGGGUGUAUAUGACUUUUCCCCUCAGCGGUUCCAUGUCUUGUUUGGACUGUUCCUGUAUUCUUCGUACACCAGUUGAACCAAUCAGACCAGAAGAGCUAUCUCAGAGCAGCACCCGUGAAUGCCUGGCUGAUUCUGAUCUAGCCUGGAUUCCCCCAUCUACAGGAAGGAAUGAAAUGGUAUUUUGCUCUUCUAAUGUCUCUCACUAUGAACUCCAGCUGGAAAUAGGAAGGAGAUUCAACAACUUAACUUCAGUCUACCGUGCACGGCAUACACCUACAGGCAUGCAAGUUGCUGUAAGGAUCACAGACCUAGAAAAUUGCUCUGAAGAGCACUUGAAAGCCUUACAGAAUGAGGUGGUUUUAUCCCACUUUUUCCAGCAUCCCAAUGUAAUGACGCUUUGGACAGUGUUUACAGCUGGUAGUUGGCUUUGGGUCAUCUCCCCAUUCAUGGCCUAUGGUUCGGCUAGACACCUGCUGAAGACUUACUUUCCUGAAGGAAUGAGUGAAGCUUUGAUAGGGAACAUUCUCUUUGGUGCAAUCAGAGGAUUAAAUUACAUGCACCAGAAUGGCUACAUUCACAGGAAUAUUAAAGCUAGCCACAUUCUGAUUUCAGGGGAUGGGCUGGUUUCUCUCUCUGGCUUAAACAACCUCUACAGUUUAGUUAACAAUGGACAAAAGUCAAAGGUGGUAUAUGAUUUCCCCCAAUUUAGUUCAUCCGUGCUUCCCUGGCUGAGUCCUGAACUACUGAGACAGGAUUUGUCUGGGUAUAACAUGAAGUCUGACAUUUACAGUGUGGGAAUUACAGCAUGUGAAUUAGCCAAUGGACAUGUUCCAUUUCAAGAUAUGCCUCGCACUCAGAUGCUGCUGCAAAAGCUGAAAGGUCCCACAUAUUGUCCUUGGGAUAUAAAUACCUUUCCCUGUGGGGAAUCCAGGAUGAAGAAUUCCCGAUCAGGUGUUGAUUCUGGAAUUGGUGAGAGCAUGACACGCACAAUGACCAGUGAAAGACUACAAAUUCCCUUUUCCAAAACAUUUUCACCUGCUUUCCACAACUUGGUAGAACUUUGCUUGCAACAGGACCCUGAGAAAAGGCCAUCAGCAAGCAGUUUGCUUUCGCAUACGUUCUUCAAACAGAUAAAAGAACAAACACAGAAUUCACUACUGUCUCUAUUACCACCUCCUAUUCAAAAUAGCCGAUCAGAGUUCUUGGCACUGCCUUCAACAGCAGUUGGGACUGAACUUGGACAUAUUACUGCAAAUCAAGAUGAUACAGACUGGGAAUUCUAAAUAGAUACCAAACAAUCAUACCUCUUCUGUGCUUCAAAGAAGGAAAAUGUGAUUUGUAUUUGCUGCUUUAGUUUGUAUGGUUAAAAUACAAUUAGACAAGAUAUACUUGAAAAUGCCAUCAAAGUGGCCACAUUUCAUUAACUACUUCCUCUGCUGGCAUCAUGAAGUACAGCGUGCCUCACUUUCUGACCGUAACAAUAACUGUAUAUAGGGAAUGGCUGAAUGCUUGUCUCCCUCUUUCAAAGUAUUUCUUAACAAGCGAGUUCCUGCUGUAAUAUUACUCUAUCUGUAUUUUCAGCUCAUAUUGCUGCAGUCCACGUGCCUUUCUGAUUUCAGGCUUGGGUUUUGUCUAUGAUCUUACUUAAACAACCUGUAUGUCCCUUUCAUUAUCACCCAAAUUAUUUUAGUAAGGCGAAAUCCUCCACUUCCAAGUCUAAAUUUGAAACUGCACAAAUCAGUUUCUUAUGCAAAUAAAUGUUUCUCUUUUCACAUACCCCAAAAGGCAUUUUUCUCACUUGACAUGCUGUCAUACUUGCCAAAAUUUAGCUAUGUGUUAUUUUUCAUAUGGUUUUAAUACUGCAUGUUUCCCAAAGAAGUUAAGCUACUUGAAAAUGUGACUCAUGCUCUUGCAUUUGUCUACAUUCCUAGUACAAAUUUGUGCUUUUGCAUCUCCAUUUAUUGUUGUGUCAUUUUAGCAAUUAAUCUGAAGACCUCUUAUUAUGCAAAGUAAGUCUCAAGUUGUAACAGGUACGGGUUAUUUUUGAAGAAUCAUAUUAAAUAAUCUAAAGUUACUGUACAUAUUUUUAUUUAUACUGUGUUCCUGUUCACCACCAGAACUUAGCAGAACCAAAUACUGUUUUCUUAAAAGAACAGGCAACAUGCAUUAAACUUCACUGGCACUGCUGCUGGCAAACAAGCCUCUUCUGCAAGCCACGGUUAAAUUCCCAUGGAUAGGUUCAGCCAUAACAAGGACCUAAUAAACCCCCUAGGAUCCUAGUGAAUUUAUCUGUUCUAAGUCAGAUGAAAAACUGCCUUUCUUCUCCCUACAAUUCAGUAAAUUCUCAUCUCUCAUACUGUACCAGGCAACUCAAGCUGAACAAAAGCAGCUUCUUUUAAAAAAAGCAGCAUGUUCUUAUUGUGUUUUAGCAAAAGUUGUGUCCCAAAGCCACUAGUACUUUACUGAUGCAACUGAUGUAAGUUCUGACUGUAGUAAAAAGGUAUAGAUAUCAAAUGAACAUAUUUUAAAUUUAACAUAAACAACAUUCCACAUUGUCUUCAAGUCUUCCAUAGCUGAGCCAGUCUGCAACCAACCUUGAGAAUACUGCUGUUUUGCCAGCAGCUUCACUACAAAGCCUUGAAGACCAAAUGACCAAAACACAAGCCUGAGACAGACAUAAAAUUUUAAUGACCACAUUAAAAUAUUAACAAAAAAGUUGAUUCUACUCAUCAUGCUGUGAAGAGAGCUUUAUAUUUCAAAAAUUAAUACGUGAAACAAGAUUAAAAACCUUUCAAUAAA